Molecule: messenger RNA, 519 nt
Organism: Helicoverpa zea (corn earworm)
Lineage: Eukaryota; Metazoa; Arthropoda; Insecta; Lepidoptera; Noctuidae
Exons: 1
Coding region: 98-376 (92 amino acids)
Source: RefSeq, a predicted model, not a curated record
GACGUCACUGUCAAAUAUUGACAACUGUCAAACGACGUCAAAACAAAAGCACGUUGUUGUUUUUUAUUGUGCGUAAAUAAAUUAAUAUAUCUUAAACAUGGCUCAAGGCAAAUUAAAAGUCAAGAGUAAGUUACCUGCUGGUGCGAAAUCAAAGAAGAAUAAGGCUAAGGCAGGCAAAGCGGUGACGAAGCGUCCAAACGCGCCUGUUAAAAGCAAGUCUGCGGCCGAAAGGAAUAAGAUGAAGACGAAUGUGUCUAAGAUGGUGAAUGCUGCAGCUGAGCAGCAGUUACGAGCCCUGGCUACCACCACGCCGCAGUUGUCGGAGGCACAAAAGCGAGUCGCCGCGGCUCCCACAGCGCCGGCACCUGCGAAAUAACCUAUAAAAAUAUACUGCAACUCGUGUUAAGUCUACCAGUGCUGGUAAAUAUGUGAUUCAAAAGCUACAGAUACAUUGUGUAGCAUGUUAUACAGUUCAAAUGCGUUAUUUGUUACAAAUUCAGUUACUUAUUGUGAAGAAUU